Penicillium nucicola is the source of this 708-nucleotide messenger RNA. RefSeq lists its product as uncharacterized. Lineage: Eukaryota; Fungi; Ascomycota; Eurotiomycetes; Eurotiales; Aspergillaceae. Bases 1 to 708 code for a protein of 235 amino acids. The record is from RefSeq and is a predicted model, not a curated record. The transcript has a single exon.
AUGCGUCUUCAACUCUCAUACAUUGUCAGUGUCGCUAUUUUGGCUACUUUUGUCAAUGCAACAGGUUGCAACAAGUGUUUGAAUCAGAAUGAGGACGAUAUUCGCCUUGGCUGCUUCAACAAAUGCAAAGAUGCCUUCAAUCCGAGCAGCGGCGAAUACCAAGUGUGCCGCGACCAGUGCACCGAGAUCGUCUUCAAUGAUCACUGCUGUACCUCAUCUUGCAGCAGCAAGUCUGAUGUGUGCCUCAAUGACUACUUCCAUCGCAUAGGAUUGACAAAACGCGACUCGUCUGAUGAAGAAACCUUACAUCGAUCACAACUAGAUGCGAUCCGAGAGAAUCCCAGUCUCCUUGACAAGCGAGCCUUGCUUGCGGGUGACGCACCGUACCAUCUCAUCCGAAACACUGAACAGUUGCGCUCCUUGAAUCAUCCGGAUUUCAACGAGACUAUUGUGCACGACGUGAGUGAGGAUGGUGGUUUAGGAACUCUUGAUCGCCGGGUCGACCACGGCAAGGUGUGCUGCUUAGCUGCCAAAGCAGUGCUGAAUGCAGGGGCAAUUCAAGUUGGGCCUGCCCUGCACAAAGACCAGUGGAGCGAGGAGGAAUACGCUGGACUUGUGCUGGUCACCUUUGGCAUUGCGGGUGCCUGGAGUUGCAACUACUGGUACAAUGUGCAAUGUAUCUUUUUCAACGCGAACGCUGCUCCAUAG